UCAAGAAAAGCAGCAUUGAGAUUUCAGCGAACAGUGUUAAGAGACCAAAACAUGUGUAGCUCCUAUUGGAAAACAUGCUGUCCCCAGUAAGCACGAUGUGUCUGUUUGAUGGGGUGACAUCUAGCUGAGUUCUAGCAAAAGCAUCGGUGGAAUCCACAGCUUAAAUACGGAUAGUAGCCUACAAUAAGCACGAGCGUUCAGCGAGACGAGAUUUGAACGCGCUGCUGCAGAAGAUCAGCGGACGGCUGUCUGAGAUCUAUUUAACAACACUUCUUUGUUUCUCCGUGUAAUCACGGUUUGCUUUCGUCUUAAAUAUGGCGAGCGAUUCUCCGGUUCGGACUCUGAAUGAAAUAGACCUCUCCGCGUUAAGGGACCCUGCAGGAAUAUUUGAGCUGGUGGAGCUGGUGGGCAAUGGCACGUAUGGUCAGGUGUACAAGGGCCGACAUGUCAAAACAGGUCAACUGGCUGCCAUCAAGUGCAUGGAUGUCACAGGGGAGGAAGAUGAGGAGAUCAAAGCGGAGAUCAACAUGCUGAAGAAAUACUCUCACCACAGGAACAUUGCCACCUUCUAUGGUGCCUUCAUUAAAAAGAACCGUAUCGGUGUGGACGACCAGCUAUGGCUGGUGAUGGAGUUCUGUGGCGCAGGCUCAGUGACAGACCUGAUCAAGAACACCAAGGGCAACUCGCUGAGGGAAGACUGGACUGCCUACAUUAGCAGAGAGAUCCUCAAGGGGCUCAGUCAUCUCCACCAACACAAAGUCAUCCACAGAGACAUCAAAGGACAGAAUGUGCUGCUAACAGAGAACGCGGACGUCAAACUAGUGGACUUCGGUGUGAGUGCACAGCUGGACCGCACCGUGAGCCGCAGGAACACUUUCAUCGGCACUCCUUAUUGGAUGGCACCAGAGGUCAUCGCGUGUGAUGAGAAUCCUGAUGCUACGUAUGACUUUAAGAGUGACCUGUGGUCGUUGGGAAUCACAGCCAUAGAGAUGGCCGAUGGUGCCCCACCCCUUUGUGAUAUGCACCCAAUGAGAGCCCUGUUUCUGAUCCCUAGAAAUCCUGCUCCUCGGCUCAAGUCCAAGAAGUGGUCUAUAAAGUUCCAUAAAUUCAUUGAGUGCUGUCUUGUGAAAAACCACAACAAGAGGCCCAGCACAGAGCAGCUGCUCAAACAUCCCUUUGUCCAUGAACUGACCAGUGAGAGACAGAUCCGCAACCAACUCAAGGACCACAUCGACCGCACCAAGAAGAAGAGAGGCGAGAGAGAUGACACCGAGUACGAGUACAGUGGGAGUGAAGAGGAGGAAGAGAAGCAUGACAUUGGAGAAUCCAGCUCUAUCAUUAACAUGCCCGGAGAGUCCACUCUGAGGCGGGAUUUCCUACGGCUGCAGCUGGCCAAUAAAGAUCAACCCGAGGACCUGCUCAGACAACAGCAGCUGGAACAACAGCAGAAUGAGGAACACAAGCGCCAACUACUGGCAGAGAGACAGAAACACAUCGAGGAAGAAAAAGAACAGCGGCGGCGUUUAGAAGGGGAGUAUAUCCGUCGUCAGUUGGAGGAGGAACAGAGACAGCUCGAGAUCCUGCAGCAGCAGCUCUUGCAAGAGCAGGCACUCUUACUGGAGUAUAAACGUAAACAGCUGGAGAAACAGAGACAGGCCGAGAGAUUGCAGAGACAACUCAAGCAAGAGAGGGAUUACCAACAGCAGAUAGACUCAAGACAUCCAGAGAAGAAGCAACUCUACCACUACAAAGAUGCCGACAAACUCAGCGACAAACCUGCCUGGGCCCAAGAGGUCCAUCUUCAGCUCUUGAAAGCUAGCCAACCCAUCUACACCAAGCAUUCCUCAUCCCCAUCCCGUCAGCGUCACCCCCCCCACCGGACCCACUCAGACCCAACUAAACUGUUUCUCCCUUUAAGUGAAAGGAUCAAAAAACAUUUACAGCAGAAGCAGCAGCAGCAGCAUCACCCCAACUUCCAUGUCUCAGGCCAGCAAGGAAGUCGAUUGAACAUUAGCCAGCAGGAGCGACAGUUUAGGGUCUGCCAUAAGGCUGGGCAUCAUGCCCGCAGACGCAAGCCAAACCCAGUCAUCACCAAACCGGUUGAGGAACGCUCUAAACUGAACCGCCUGAGCUCUCCUGCCCUGCAGCAUAAAGUGGCUAACCGUAUCUCUGACCCUUCCCUUCCGCCGCGCUCGGAGUCCUUUAGCAGUGGGGGUAUGCAGCCGGCACGGACCCCUCCUAUCCACCGCCCUGUGGAGCCUCAGAUGGCUCAUUUGGUUCCAGUGAGGUCCCAUAGCUCCUCUCUGUCGGUCUCCCAGUCCUUGCAUGAUCCGUCAGCCAAAGGUGUUUCAGCCUUCCAGGAGAUCCUGGUGUCCCCUCGGCCAGAGAUGCCACGGCAGAACUCCGACCCGACUUUAGAGAUACCCCCUCCGGCCCCUCGCAUGGCCAGCCGCGAGGAAAAGCCUGACUGCAGUUCCCCCUGGCUAAUGGAAGAUGACAUUCCUCCCAAGUUGUGCAGUACUACCCAGGUGCCCCAACGGACCACUUCUAUCUCCCCUGCUCUGGUCAGGAAGAACUCUCCUGGAAAUGGAGAGUCUGGUCUGGCCUCUCUGGCCUCUCUGCUCAUCCGCACCAGUAAUCCAGACCUGAGGAGGACAGAGCUGUCCCUGGAUGUGGCUCUGCAGAGAACAAGCAGUAACAGCUCAUCCAGCUCCAGCACACCCAGCUCUCAGGGCUGCUCCAUGCCUGGAUCCAGUGGGAGGAACCAGCAGAAAGGCUCUGGUAAAUCAGAAGGAUCUCCAGUGGCAUUACAGGAGACUUCCAAACCCACUCAGGAUGAAAGCAGAGAUUUGAACAAACCUGGUCGACCUGCGGAUCUGACUGCCCUGGCUAAAGAACUGAGGGAGUUGCGAAUAGAUGAGAUCAACCGGCCGCCCCUUAAACUGACCGACUACUCUUCCUCUAGUGAGGACACUGAGAGCAGUGAGGAUGAGGAUGGUAUUGUGGGGCAUGACGGCACAGUGCCAGUCAGUGACAUCCCCAGGAUCAUGCCGUCUGUUCGGAGAAAUAAUGGGUCUUUCACAAGCAGCCACGACGAGUCCUUUGGCGACUCCUACAAUGCUGAGUCUAAAGAUGGCACCCUAAGAAUGAGAGAGAGCAAUGAAAAGCAACGCUUGGGCCACAGUGAGAGCAAUGGUUUCGCAGGCCACGGGAACUUACCAGACCUGGUGCAGCAAAGCCACUCCCCAUCAGGAACUCCAACAGGCCUUAAUUCCCAGCACCUAGACUCUAUGGAUGAGUUUUGUCAUGGAGGUGGUUCGAAAGCUUCUUUCACCCCGUUUAUGGACCCAUGUGUAUAUCAGAGCUCCCCCACAGACGACAACGAUGAGAGCUCAGCCGCUUUUUUUGCUAAUGAGCUGUUGCAUCAGGAACAGGCCAAACUGAACGAGGCUCGCAAGAUCUCUGUGGUCAAUGUCAACCCCACCAACAUCAGACCUCACAGCGACACCCCAGAGAUCCGCAAGUACAAGAAGCGCUUCAACUCCGAGAUCCUGUGUGCUGCUCUAUGGGGUGUGAAUCUCUUGGUGGGCACUGAGAACGGUUUAAUGCUGCUGGACCGCAGUGGUCAGGGCAAGGUGUAUAACCUCAUCACUCGCCGACGCUUCCAACAGAUGGAAGUUCUAGAAGGUCUAAAUGUCCUGGUCACCAUAUCAGGGAAGAAAAACAAGCUGCGUGUCUACUAUUUGUCAUGGCUGAGAAACAGGAUACUGCACAAUGAUCCGGAGGUAGAGAAGAAACAGGGCUGGAUCACUGUUGGGGAUCUGGAAGGCUGUAUUCACUAUAAAGUUGUGAAAUACGAGAGAAUUAAAUUCCUGGUGAUCGCACUGAAGAACUCUGUAGAGAUUUAUGCAUGGGCCCCCAAGCCGUACCAUAAAUUCAUGGCAUUCAAGUCGUUCACAGAGCUGCAACACAGGCCUCAGCUGGUGGACCUGACAGUAGAAGAGGGUCAAAGGUUAAAGGUCAUCUAUGGCUCUAGUGUGGGCUUUCAUGUCAUAGAUGUGGAUUCUGGAAACCCUUAUGACAUCUACAUACCAUCACAUAUCCAGAGCAGCGUGACCCCUCAUGCCAUCGUGGUGCUUCCUAAGACUGAUGGCAUGGAGAUGCUGCUGUGUUAUGAAGAUGAGGGCGUUUAUGUCAACACCAACGGCAGAAUCACCAAGGACGUGGUCUUGCAGUGGGGAGAGAUGCCCACCUCUGUUGCUUAUAUCCACUCCAACCAGAUCAUGGGCUGGGGAGAGAAAGCCAUUGAGAUCCGCUCUGUUGAAACGGGCCACCUGGACGGGGUUUUCAUGCACAAGAGAGCUCAGAGACUCAAGUUCCUCUGUGAGAGGAAUGACAAGGUGUUCUUUGCCUCGGUCCGAUCAGGCGGUAGCAGUCAAGUGUUCUUCAUGACGCUGAACAGGAACUCUUUGAUGAACUGGUGAAGCUCCCGCAGACCCAACACCGUGGAGCCUUUUUCCUGUCAGCAGUACAUUGCAGGCG
Molecule: messenger RNA, 4542 nt
Organism: Carassius auratus (goldfish)
Lineage: Eukaryota; Metazoa; Chordata; Actinopteri; Cypriniformes; Cyprinidae
Product: TRAF2 and NCK-interacting protein kinase-like
Exons: 32
Coding region: 315-4484 (1389 amino acids)
Biological process (GO): protein phosphorylation
Cellular component (GO): cytosol
Molecular function (GO): ATP binding; protein kinase activity
Source: RefSeq, a predicted model, not a curated record